This is a messenger RNA of Archocentrus centrarchus (flier cichlid), 4061 nucleotides long. RefSeq names its product leucine-rich repeat, immunoglobulin-like and transmembrane domains 2 (gene lrit2). NCBI's taxonomy places the organism in Eukaryota, Metazoa, Chordata, Actinopteri, Cichliformes, Cichlidae. The coding region runs from base 121 to 1836 and encodes 571 amino acids. The record is from RefSeq and is a predicted model, not a curated record. Gene Ontology annotation, molecular function: protein binding. The transcript has 3 exons.
CUUCCUGCACUGUACAUCAGGGAUUAAGCUUAAUAGGCUUCUGUCGUCUGCUGCACUCGACAUGUCUGGAGCACGAAUGUAGCCCUCAAAUUAAGGGUUUUUCUUCUUCUUCUGCGGACUAUGGACAUAAUUUGUUACCUGCUAGUUAUAGUUUUAAUAAACAUUCAGGCGUGUGAAACGUUUCCUCAGUGUUUACCCGGGUGCAGCUGUGUAGAAGACCGACAUGGAAGGUCGCUAAUAUGUAUGGAGGAGAGCGCGUUUGGGGCUAUACCACAGAACCUUCCACACGAGUUGACCAAAAUACGAAUAGAAAAGUCCCAUUUUACUGAAAUACCCAGAGGAGCUUUCUCAAAAACGCCGACCUUGGAGAACUUGUGGUUGAACUUUAAUGAUAUCACACUGAUAAACUCAAAGGGUCUGGAGGGUUUGAGGAACUUAACUGAACUCCGAUUGCAAGGAAAUAAGCUGCGGUCAGUACCAUGGACAGCGUUCGAGGACACGCCGGCCCUCAAAAUCCUGGAUCUGAAGCACAACCAGCUGGACGUCUUACCGGAGCAUGCGUUAAGAUUUUUGCCAGGUCUGACUUACUUAGACGUAUCCUUCAAUCGUCUUACGGUGAUAUCGAAGGAGGUCUUCCAAAACUGGCCUCUCUACCAAAAACUACAGAACAUGGAGGAGCGGGAGGCGACCAUAUCCGGGCCGAACGUCGUCCUGGCGCUCCACGACAACGCAUGGCUCUGCGAUUGUCGCCUGAAGGGCUUUGUGGAGUUCAUCAGGUCCCUGAGCCCCCCGAUUAUUCUAAUGAACUCCUACUUGACCUGCUCAGGGCCGGACUUUAGGGCGGGCAAGUUCUUCCAUGAGAUAGAGCUACAGGCGUGCAUGAAGCCUGAAGUCAGCACUCCGUCCACCAACAUCAGCCUGCCUCAGGGCGCCAACGUCACCUUGUUAUGUAUCGCCAAGGCAAGGCCAGACCCUUCAGUGUGGUGGGCAUAUGGCCUGAAGAUAAUCAGAGGAUUUCACGAAUCACAGGAAAGAGUGGAUGAUGACACCAUCAGAUCAAUCCUGGUGAUCCCCUCUCUCCAUGCAGCUGAUCAUGGUGUCUACACUUGCACUGCUGUCAACUUCAUUGGAAACUCAUCUGUCAGUGUUCUCCUAGAGGUGCGCUCUGCAGGAAGUUCCCAGUCAUCUCUCCUCCCAGCUGCACCGAGUGCUGGUGAUGAAAAUGUCUACAUUGACAUCCGCAUUGCCAAGCAGACAGUACGGGGCAUCUCUAUCGAAUGGUUCGCCGCCCUAGAACGACCUGCUGAAACCUGGUUCACGAUCCACUUUGGUCGUGCAGAUGCUGACAAAAAAGAAAUGAUCUACAUUGGCCCUGGGAUUAAUUCUUACUCCAUCUCUGAUCUGAUGCCUGCAACCAAAUAUGAAAUAUGUGUAACCCUCAAGAAUCAGGCACCACGUCCAGAACAAUGCAUUGUCUUUGUAACAGGAAGUGACAUCACUGAGAUGGAACAGAGGGAGAAGCUGAUUCAUAUAGUAGUGAUAGUUUUAGCCAUGGUCCUGGCGGUGCCUAUAGGCAUGUAUGCUUGCACCACUGACAUCAGGUUUGCCUGUUUGGAGGGUAUAAUGGAGAGCUGGAAGAACCGAAGGAGAGACAGAAGCUCAGCAGGAGGGAUGGAAAGGGAGAGGCAGGGUACCUUCGACAGUCUGCAGGCUGCCAGCGACGAGGGGCUGGUUAAUAAAGAUUCCAGUGAAGACAGGAAGGUGAGGAGGAGGUCAGAUGACAGACUGCAUAAGGCCAAAGCUGACCACAGCAGACUCACAGCUGAACUAUAUUGAAUAACCAUUUGUUAAAACAAUGAGGGAAAACAUGACAGUGAUAUGUUAUAAAACAAUGUUUCACUUUCUAUUUUUGGACUAUAUAAUAGAAAAAAACAGAUUGACAACACUGUGCAAAAGUCUCGAACCACCCCUUAUUUCUUCAUAUUUUGUUUCCAAGGAGCCAGACUUAUUUGUAAAUCUCUUUAAGUGGUCUUGAGCAGUAGUUCUCCAGGCUUUCUAAAGAUCUUUCUGAAGUAUUUAUUUGGACAUUGGCUGCUUUUUUUUCCCACUAAUUUUCCAAGCAGUCCCUGUUCCUGACCAUCAUCAUUAUCAUCAUCUUUCCCUCUAGGCACAUUUCACUUGGCCUUUGGGUGCUCCUGACUGAAUACAUAACCUGGAAGUUGCAUAAACUUGACACUACUAAUCAUAUUCCUUCUUGCCUGCUGUGCAUAGAUGUUCACCAGCCUUUCCACUCUGUUCUAUAUCUUUCUUGGGUUAAGUAUAUCAAAUAGCACCUGCUUCUGGGGUUCACUAUUUUCUAGUCAGCAUACAUGAACUAUAUAUUUCAGAUGUUGCAAAUAACAGAAGUCAUGAUUUGGCCAUUUUCAGAGGAAUGUUUUUUGUUUGUUAAUCCACUUAACACCAUCCUCUGAAUCAAGCAUUAAAAAAAGCACCUGUGUCUACACAUAACAGACAAUGAACCAAUUUAAAACUGUAUCUCUUGGCACUUUGUUACUAGCAGCCUGUUGCAAAAAUACACCAUUUACAGUAGUCCCAUUUCUUUAGUUGAAUCUAUGAAAAAUACCAAAGAUAACACAGUUUGACAGGAAUGUAAUAGUAUUUUUGCACCAAAAAGGUGAUUCCUAAAAAACUAUUAGCUGAAAACCUGGCACAUCUAGCAUGGUGUGCAAUGUGCCGUUAAAAGAAAAAUGAAGAAACUGGACAGUGGAGGACAAAAGAAGAGGUGACAGACCUAAAAAAAAAAAAAAAAAAAAAAAAGGCCUGACACAGGCCCUGAGAGAUGUAUCUGGCUCUUCAGUUGAUCCAUCUGCUGUUCAGCAAAGCCUCAUCAGAAAUAGUCUCAGUGGAGGGCUGGCUGUCAAGAAGCCUUUCUUAAGGAAGGGGAACAAUGAGAAACGGCUAAGUAUGCCAAAUUACACAAGAAUUGGACCUUUUUUGAAUCAUGAACACAGAAAAUUUUGAUCCGCCAUGCAAUACCACGUGAAAAGCAUCUGAUCGACAACACCGUCAUUUUUCAGCACAAACACAUUGCCAAUGUAGUAAAAGCAUACAUUGAUAGAAAAACACACAAUGGAGCAAUAUCACCUCACCUUAACAGAGAAUGGAACAAGAAGCAGCCAACAUUCACAGAAGAGCUUUGAAUGGACCCGGAGAACUAUUCCUGAAGACUAAAAGAAAUUAUAAGGAAGCUUGACUAAGAAAAUUCAGGGUGUGUUGAAGAAUAAAUAUUGACUUUCAAGCUUGUUAGAAUUGUACAAACUCUAUUUUUGUCUUAUAAACCAUAUUUCCAUUUCCAUUAUUCACCGUUUCAACACAUCUCCGUGGCUAUUUCCCAUUUUUUUUCUAUCAAAAUAUAAAGAACUGAGGGGUGGGUCAAGAAUUUUGCACAGCACUGUACUUUAUUAGGCUUACUUUACUACAAUAUUCAAGGGAAUGACAAUAUUUUCUGCCUUGCUUUUAAUCUUAUCUCUUCCUCUGUUCUAGGCCGAGGAGGUUGUUGCAAAGAUGUGAAUGAUGGCCGUUGUGUCAAGGAUUUGCACCAGGGUAGAGACUGUGCUGAAGUUGAUUUUUUCAGUCUGAAGUAUAAUAUGUCUCUCUUGCAUGUUUAGAUAUCAGUCAUCACUCAUUUUAUAUUUCUACUUUUUUGGAAACCUUUGCUAUUGAUUUAAAUCAAAGUUAUGUGUUAGUAGCUAAAAUUACAUGUGUACUGCUUCCAUCUCAUUUCCUUCACAUCAGGCUAAAGCUGAUGUUAGGCUGAAUCUUGAUUAAGAAAAAACAAAUGAUGAUUAUGUGAAAUAACUGUGCACUUUGUCAAUAGAAAAUGUCCCUGUUAAAUUUUUGUGUGAUAGUGCAUACAGUAUAUACCCCAAUCUGUUAUCACGAGUAUAUGCUAGAGUGGUUGUUUUACUGCAUUUUCUACAAAUUCUAACAAGUUUUUAUAUCAAGCAUGUGCAUAUGCUGAAUUAAUAUCAAUUACUAUAGAUUCUUUUAAAUACCCAACA